Messenger RNA from Penicillium verhagenii, 798 nucleotides. RefSeq names its product putative DNA repair and transcription factor Ada (gene mpt). The record is from RefSeq and is a predicted model, not a curated record. Gene Ontology annotation, biological process: regulation of DNA-templated transcription; DNA repair. The coding region runs from base 1 to 798 and encodes 265 amino acids. The transcript has a single exon. Gene Ontology annotation, molecular function: sequence-specific DNA binding; zinc ion binding; DNA-binding transcription factor activity. NCBI's taxonomy places the organism in Eukaryota, Fungi, Ascomycota, Eurotiomycetes, Eurotiales, Aspergillaceae.
AUGGCCAGUGCACACGUCGCCCCGCUGAAAAUCCCCCGCCUCGGUCGAUCCGACGAUAACCUUACCUCUGCCGAGCGGUGGCAAGCCAUCACCAAGCGCGACACAACCGUGAACAGUUUCGUCUACGGCGUCCUCACCACCAAAAUAUACUGCCGGCCAUCCUGCGGCGCUCGUCUCGCCCGUCGCGCGAAUGUCGAAUUCUACAACACUCCCUCCCAGGCCGAGAAAGCGGGCUUCCGGCCCUGUAAGCGCUGUCGGCCACAAAGCGGGGGCACGGCAGCGCAGAGUAAUCCCCAAGCCGCGGUGGUUGAGAAGGCAUGUCAAACAAUACGGGACCAAGUCAGCGCAGGAAUGAAACCACCCCGAUUGCACGAUUUGGCCACCCAAGCAGGGCUGACAGCGAGCCAUUUUCAUCGUGUGUUUAAAAAGAUUCUGGGCGUGACGCCAGGUCAGUAUGCGAGUAGUGUGGCCCAGAACGGUUCUUGUCCGUCGCCGGGGUCUUUGACGCCUGAUGCUUUGUCUGAACUUGAAACACCACCUUUAUCGGCAUCGCCCUUUGGGCUGGGGGUUGGGUUGGGGCUACCCGAGAUGGACGGGAGGGAGGAGCUGGAUUUAGAUUGUGGGCAAGGCUCCGCGCUUCCUGGGGAGCCGGCGGUUAGGCGGAAGGAUUUCUCUCCUGUCAUCUUGGAUAACGCAUGGAAUGAGUUUGACAUUUUGUUGGCGGCAGAGAAUCAGGGGCAGGUAUCCUCUUUCGAUUCUUUCUCCAUUGACCCGCGGGUUCUAUUACAUCGGACCUGA